This is a messenger RNA of Penicillium riverlandense, 963 nucleotides long. RefSeq lists its product as uncharacterized. The record is from RefSeq and is a predicted model, not a curated record. Lineage: Eukaryota; Fungi; Ascomycota; Eurotiomycetes; Eurotiales; Aspergillaceae. The transcript has 2 exons. The coding region runs from base 1 to 963 and encodes 320 amino acids.
AUGUCAAACACACUCUAUCCCGCAGAGACGCACAGUGGCACUGUCACUUCGUUUAUCCCCCUGACCACAAUCUGGACAGCCCCGGCAGGAUGUUCAGGCUCAUUUCGUCUCGAUGGGCCGAGUUUGAUGGCAUUCGACCCUGGCUAUGGACUUGAUAUCAACACAGACGUGAUCUGCGACCCUCCAGCGAUGACAACGUGGUGGGAGCAAGGACUACUAGGCGGCGGCGGGGCUUAUAAAACGGAAGUUAGCAUCGGGCCGCUCACAUGUCCCGAUGGCUAUUCAACCGUCGCAUCUUCGGUCAAAGAUGUGUCUAGUACACUGGCUAUGUGCUGCCCUGGCGGGUACUAUCUUGAAGGUGGAAUCCCGGGCCAGAUUCAGGGAGACUGUCUGUCUGACGUUUCUUCUGGCAUGACUCUAACCUACGGUUCGACGUCGUAUGACGAUCCAAGUUCGUGGCACAUUGUCACAACCACUUUGGCCAGCCAUUCAACCGUCGGCGCGAUUGCUAUUGAAGGAUGGAACAUCAAUGGCCCCAGAGCAGUCACCUCAACGCCAGCGCCUCACAGCACAACUGCUAGUACGACUACUACUACUUCUAUUACCAACGCCGACGCUACUGCGAGUACGAGCACACAUGUCAACGCAUCUCUGAAUGCCGAUACGGGUACGGGUACGAGUACAACUGGCUCUGCAUCCGGGAGUAGUGGUCUUAGCACUGGCGCCAAAGCGGGUAUCGGAGUAGGAGUUGGAGUUGGAGGUAUCGCCUUGAUAGCCUUCUUGAUUUGGUUCUUUUACAAUCGUCACCGAAAGGAAAAGAACAGCCCCAUACCAGAACUUCCGGUUCCUAAUUCAUACACAUCCACACCACCACCGCCAGCUAUGUCACAAGCGACUGAGGGGGCUUCUUCUGCGCCUUCAGAGCUUCCAGGGGCCAGAAUACCUACGGAGCUAGAGGGAUAA